UCUUUUCUCAAACAUCCACCACCUUUCUCUCUCCACUUCUCUCACCCUGUUCACCAUCAUCCCCAUCAUUGAACUACACAGUAAAAAAAAAUCUGCAGAUUUCAAAAUCAACAAACAAUGGGGGAUGAUGCAACACCGAGAGAUAGCUUAUUACCCAACACCCAAAACCCCAAAAGAUCAUUCAAUCGAUUACUCUCGCACGCCCAUGAUGAACUUCACGGGUUCAGGUCUUACCUCCGUUGGAUGUGCGUCGAUCAAUCAAACAUCUACACAGCUUUUCUAUCAUGGUUUGUAUUUCUAAUAUUUGCAAUUGCAAUCCCUGCAUUCUCCCAUUUCUACCUCGCUUGUCCUUCUUGCGACGCCACCCACGACCGCCCUUACGACACGGUCGUCCAGCUCUCCCUCUCCAGCAUCGCAACGCUGUCGUUUUUAUGCUUGUCUAAGUUUGUGAGGAAAUAUGGUCUGCGGAGGUUCUUGUUCUUUGAUAAGCUUGUGGAUGAGAGUGAUUCUGUUAGACAUCAUUAUACUACACAACUCUAUGGAUCAUUGAAGAUAUUGUCUGUGUUUGUUCUCCCAUGCUUUUUAGCUGAAUGUGCUUACAAAAUCUGGUGGUACUCUUCUGGGGCCUCCCAAAUUCCCUUCUUGGGUAACAUCAUAUUGAGUGACAUUGUAGCAUGCUCAUUGGAGCUGUUAUCAUGGCUUUAUCGGACAUUAGUCUUCUUCUUGGUGUGUGUUCUCUUCCGUCUGAUCUGCUACCUCCAGAUCUUACGGUUGAAGGACUUUGCCACAGUAUUCCAGGUAGAUUCAGAUGUGGGUUCUGUUUUGGUGGAGCACCUUCGGAUUAGGAGGCAUUUAAGGAUCAUAAGCCAUCGUUAUCGUGCAUUCAUCUUAAUGGCCUUGAUAUUAAUCACUACAAGCCAAUUUGCUGCCCUUCUGUACACGACUAAAAACCAUGCAAAUAUGAGCAUUUUCAGAGCUGGAGAACUUGCACUAUGCUCCUUGACUCUACUGACUGGGAUUAUAAUAAUACUGCAAAGCGCUACAAAGAUAACGCACAAAGCUCAGGCAGUGACCUCUCUUUCUGCCAAGUGGCACGUGUGUGCGACAAUUGACUCCUUCGGUACCACCUCUGAGACUGAAACACCCGUACUCCAGAAUGGUAGUGGAGGAAGCCAAGGUUUCUUUGAUGCUAGAAGUGGACAUUCAGAUGAAGAUGAGGCUGGAGAUGAGGAGGAUGAUGUUGACAACACAAGGUUUCUCCCUGCUUAUGCCUAUAGCUCAAUCGGUUUCCAGAAACGACAAGCUCUAGUGACAUACUUUGAGAACAACAAAGCUGGGAUUACAGUUUACGGAUUCAUGUUAGACAGGACUUGGCUCCAACUCAUUUUUGGUAUUGAGUUAUCCUUAGUACUCUGGCUGCUCGGAAAAACCAUUGGUAUUUAAUUUAAUAGACGGGAACCAUCAUCAUUGGUGCGUAGCUACAUUACAUACAACCUUUGCUUCUUUGACCUUAUGGUCGUUGAUUUGUUUAGAAACUCUCUCACUCAGUCACCUCACCUGCAUCUGGAAAAAUUAAACAAACUGAGGGAGUGAAGAGAAGACAGGUUUCAGUCUCGGUUUGAUCCUGCUGCAUAAAGACACCAUUCAAGUACAGUGAGUUUCACCAUUUUGUGCACGUAAUGCGAUUCUUUUAGACCACCCAUAUGUAGAUUCUAUAACCAUGUAUGGUCUUUCUUGUACUUAGCUUCUUCACAUCAUCGAUCUAUGACCUAUACUUUCGUUUGGGGGGUAUAUUGGCUUGUCUUCCUGGCCCUUAUUAUUUUAUUUUUUGGUGUAAUAUUGUUUUUGGGAUGAGUGGUUAUUUGUUUGAAUCUUACAUCAAGUAUCAGUAAUAUAAUACUCAGUAUAAUAUAAUGAUCAUUUGUUCUUCUA
Molecule: messenger RNA, 1932 nt
Organism: Spinacia oleracea (spinach)
Lineage: Eukaryota; Viridiplantae; Streptophyta; Magnoliopsida; Caryophyllales; Amaranthaceae
Exons: 4
Coding region: 118-1443 (441 amino acids)
Source: RefSeq, a predicted model, not a curated record